UUUAAAGUCGAGUCGAGCCGAGCCUAGUCGGACCAGAUGGAACCUGUGGCCCCGAGUUAGACCCGGAUUAGACCCGGAUUAGAUCUAGAUUUGACCCGGACUAACGCUGGAUCGAAGACCCGGAGUCCCGGGAGUGAAAGCGGAUUACAGCCGAACGUGGGAGCGUUUCCCCGGGUGAGGACGCGUCUGUUACCGGGUGCGCUCUUCCAAAAUGGCCGACGCUGAUGUCUCUUUGUCCCCCGCUCUGCGCCAGCUCCACCUUAGCCCCUCGCACUCAGCCCCGCCCCCUCCUCCAGCCUCCUCCUCCCCCACCACCUUCUCAUGCCCCUCCUCCCCCUCCAGUGCCUCCUCUUCCUUUUCUUCCUCGUCUUCGACCUCCUGCUCUGAGAGCUCGUCUGAUUGCCCCAACCACCACCACCACCACCACCAUCCCCAUCACCUCCGCCCUCAGCUGCAGCUGCCCCCGCCCUCUCACAGCGAGCAGCCCUCCUCCCCGAGCGCCAGCCCCCGCAGCUCCAGCCCCAGCGGCAGCAUCGGCAGCACCGGCAGCCUCGGCAGCAGCAGCAGCGCCAGCGAGGGCAUCGGCAGCAGCAGCGUGUCGAGUGGCGGCGACCCGCGAGGGCCCAGUCCGCCGCUGGACGUCAUCUCCGAGGACGCCAUGGAGAUGGACCUCGAAGGGGACCAAGUGAUCGACCCGGAAGUCGCUCUGAAAGCUUGUCAGGAAGUUCUUCUCAAAGUCCAGCUGCAGAACAGAGACGUGCCGGAGGAACAACAACAACAACAACAACAACAACAACAACAACCACAACAAGAGCAGGGCGCGGACUUGUCGGCGCACUGUGCUCCUCAGUACUUGAGUCCAGACACCAGCUCCAUCAAAGAGGAAGACGAGGAAGACGAGAAACAAAGUGGAACGUCUCAACAAGCCAGACUGCGUUCCUCUCCACUGCCACCGGGGGCGUCACCAUCCUCGAAGCAGUCGUGGUUGCUCCGCCUCUUCGAGUCCAAGCUGUUUGACGUUUCCAUGGCGAUCUCCUACCUGUACAAGUCGAAGGAGCCGGGGGUGCAGGCGUACAUCGGGAACCGGCUCUUCAGCUUCCCCGACGCCGAGGUGGACGUCUACCUGCCGCAGCUGCUCAACAUGUAUGUGCACAUGGACACGGAGGUGGGAGACGCCAUCAGGCCGUACCUGAUCCAUCGCUGCAGAGGAAGCAUCACCUUCUCGCUGCUGUCGGCAUGGCAGCUCGGCGCCUACUCCUCCGACAUGCACAUCUCCACCCAGCGUCACUCCAGAGGCGCCAAGCUCCGAAAGCUCAUCCUGUCCGAUGAACUCAAGCCGUCCGCUCGGACCCCCGUCACGCCCAGACCAGCUUCUGUCUCUGAAAGCCCGCUGUCCUCACCGUCCCCCCGCCGCUGUCACCGCCGGCACAACAGCAGCAACGCGGAGGCCGCCGCUGAUGCCUUGCCAAACAGCCGCACAUCAGGGCAGUCUGAGGUCUUUGUUUCUCCUUCUAGAAGAACCCACCAGAGAUCCAAGUCGGACGCCUCCACGGCCGGCAGCGGGCCCGGCACCGGCCUCCACCGGACAGGAAGUAACCCCAAGAUGGAGUCGGUUCACGAGGAGCGUCUCCGUCCUCAGCGGGAGUUCGUCAAGUCUCUGCUCGGCAUCGGGAAGCGUUUGGUGACGUUGACGACCAAAGAGCAGAAGACGCAGCGGCUGAUCUCGGAGCUGUCGCUGCUCAACCACAAGCUGCCGGCUCGAGUGUGGCUGCCCACGGCCGAGCGGCAGCACCACGUCUGCAGGAUCCCGCACACGCAGGCCGUCGUCCUGAACUCCAAAGACAAGGCGCCGUACAUCAUCUACGUGGAGGUUCUGGAGUGCGAGAGCUUCGAGACGUCUCUGGUUCCCGUUCGGAUUCCGGAGACCAGGAUCCGUUCGGCCCGGUCCGCGGAGGAGCUGGACUGCGUCCCGGCGUCCAUCGCUAACGGGAUGACCUCCGAGCACAGAGCGGCGAGCUUCUCCUCCGUCCAGAACUACGACAACGACGAGGACGCGUGGGCCACCGACGACAUCGGACAGCUGCAGGUGGAGGCCGAGGCUCAGACCAGCAGCAGUGACAACAUCAGUCGGUUUUCAGUCGACAGCAUCACGAGUCUGGAGAACAAAGAACCAGUGUUCAUCGCUGCUGGAGACAUUAGGCGCCGGCUGUCGGAGAACCUCGCCCACACGCCCACCACGUUCCGGCGAGACCCCGAGGACCCGUCAGCCGUCGCCCUCAAGGAACCCUGGGAGGAGAAAGUCCGGCGAAUCAGAGAAGCUUCUCCGUACGGUCACAUGACCAGCUGGAGGUUACUGUCCGUCAUCGUGAAGUGUGGAGACGACCUGAGGCAGGAGCUGCUGGCCUAUCAGGUGCUCCGACAGCUGCAGUCGAUCUGGCAGCAGGAGCGAGUUCCUCUGUGGAUCAAACCCUAUAAGAUCCUGGUGAUGUCAUCAGACAGCGGGAUGAUCGAACCCGUGCUCAACGCCGUCUCGCUGCACCAGGUGCGUAAACAGAGUCAGCUGUCGCUGCUCGACUACUUCCUGCAGGAACACGGCAGCUUCACCACCGAGAACUUCCUGUCGGCGCAGAGGAACUUUGUCCAGAGCUGCGCUGGCUACAGUCUGAUCUGCUACCUGCUGCAGGUCAAAGACAGACAUAACGGGAACAUCCUGCUGGACUCUGAAGGUCACAUCAUCCACAUCGACUUCGGUUUCAUCCUCUCCAGUUCUCCUCGUAACCUCGGCUUCGAGACGUCGGCCUUCAAGCUCACGUCAGAGUUCGUGGACGUGAUGGGCGGUUUGGACGGAGACAUGUUCAUCUACUACAGGAUGUUGAUGCUUCAGGGUCUGAUCGCUGCCAGGAAGCACAUGGAGAAGGUUCUGCAGAUCGUCGAGAUCAUGCAACAAGGUUCCCAUCUCCCGUGCUUCCACGGCUCCAGCACCAUCCGGGGCCUGAAGGAGCGUUUCCACAUGUCUCUGACGGAGGAGCAGCUGCAGCUGCUGGUGGAGCAGCUGGUGGACGGCUCCAUGCGCUCCAUCACCACCAAACUCUACGACUCCUUCCAGUAUGUCACGAACGGCAUCAUGUGACCAGAGGGGGCGCCGUUGUGACAUCAUCAAAUCUUUGCUGACUGAUUCUUAACCUUUUCAAAGAGUCUGAGGGACGUUCGCCUCGGCUGUUACAAGAUGAUCUUCAUCACUCACGUUCUCCGGACUCAAGAUUUCUGCCUCGUUGUUUUGCUGCCUGAGACGGAUUAGUUCAAAAAACUGGUUUUCGACUUCAUUGCAUCUGACGUGAAGCCGGGAGGUUCCUCUCCGUGGGUUUGAAGGUACCUGCUGGUGAAUUAUCUUCUGAUCAUCGCUACAUCAUUGGUCAUUUAACGAGAUCAACAGUUUCACCGAUUUUUAUUGCUGGCAGCUGAUUGGAUGACUACAUUUAUUUUUUGUUGUUUAACUUUCUUUUUUCUUUUCUUGUUAAUAAUUGGAUUUUUAUCUCGUGAUGAGAAACUGAGUCUUUUCUGCUGAAUCUGCAAAAGAUUCAUGACCAAAGAACUUUUCUUCAGAUUCAUACGAGAAGAGUUUUCAUUGGUCUCAGAGGUUUUUCUCCUGGUGGAUUUUGGAUCCUAAUAUUUCAUUGUGAAUCCAACGAAGCUCAACAGGAGCUUUAGUUUCCUCUGAUCUCUUCUCUGAAUUAAACUCAAACUGGUUUGAAAAGAAAGAAAAGAGACGGGUUUGAAAUAAGUCUGAGACCAGAUCUCAUCAUUUUAUUGAAACUCUGUUCUCGAAUCAGCUCAUUGGCUCGUUGACACUUCUGUUAUUAUCCUGGAGGGUUGAGUAUCAUUUGUUCAUUGACAGUUAAGUCCAAUAUUUGAUCAAAGAUCAUUAAUGUGCUCACACAAUUUUUGGUAAGAGAAACAUAUUUUUGUCAGAAGUUAAAUCUAAAUAUUGAUUAAAUAAGAUUUGAUGCUACCAUCAGAUAUUUUAAGAAACUGAUGACAAGAUCAAAUUGAUUGUUUUCAUUCAAGUUCGUCAAAUUCUGUUUUAGUCAAAGGUCAGAGUUGAAUUUCAUAAAAGAAAGUUUUAAACAACGUUAAUGACACUUAAGAGUUGAAUCUACAGUUUCAUAUUAAUUAUCUUUUCUUUACUUGAAUAGUUUCACAUUCAGUUUGAAGCAAAACAGAAACAAGUGGUUGAACUGAUCACAAAACGAGAGAUGAACUCUUCCGUGUUUGACAGAAAAUCUAUUUUUCUUUCCAAUGAUCAAUAACGAUCAGUUUCCUGAAUAUGUGAAUGUUUUUUCAAUUGUUUAUUUAAACAUUUGUUUACGUCAGAACCGACGAAUUUUCAGUAUUGACAAGUCAAAUCUUUAUCUGAUGUUGUUACUGAAGCCGGUUUCACUUUGUGUAGCUUAUUUCAGUGGCUCUCGCCUGUGUGAUGUACGAUGAAGUCUUUCUUAUGAAUCUCACUCUUUACACUAAAUUACUAAUUUUAUAGAAUAUAAGUUGUUUUGAGUCGAUGACGUGAAGAAUUCAGCAGGACUAACUUGGCUACCUGAACUAGCGGGGGCUAGUUAGCUAAAUGCUUUAAGCUCGUCACUGCUUUUUUGCCUCACAAUAAUAACUGCGUUGUGAUUGUGAUGAAGGUGAAAGGAAGUUAGAGCUGAAGGUGAAGUUCGGGUUAACAAACAGACCAUGACAUCGGCAUAUAAAAUCAAAAUACACAUAACAUUGUUAUCUCUCAGCAUUGAAGUUAAGUCAUAACCAUGCUAGUGACCAAAAAGCUGCAGCAUCAUAUAAUCAUCACAGAAAUUGAGCUAAAACUUAAUUAUUUUAGGUUUUUCUAUAAUAAUUCUUGUUUAUAAAAUGGAUAUAAUGUAGGAAACAUUCUGAAAAAGAAUUGUGAUUAAAUUCAUUUUUCAUUGACUGCAACAAAGUGAACGAAUACAAUUCAAAUCUAUUAACUGUGAGCAAACUCAAAAGUAGUAGAGUACACUAUCAGUUAGCAGCUAGGCCAGUUAGCUAGCUAACACUUAAUGUUUACACUUUCAGUUACUUCAGUUUUUAAUCAAAUUUUAUUUUGUAUUCUUGUCUUUAACUGCGACGGAAAUGAUCAGUUUGCAAUGAAAUGAUUAACUUCCAUUUUAUUUGUAUAGCGCCAUUUCAUAAUUUACAUAAUUAUUUCAACCUGAUGAAAAGUGACAUUAUUUGAAUUAAUCGUAAAGACACUAAAACAACUUUACACUGGAAUAAAGCCAUCGUCAUUUGUUGCAAAGGUUUUUUGUUAAGACCACUAUUGAAGGAGAGGCACAUGUUAGCAUGCUAAUUGUUAGCCUGCUACUUAAUAACACAAAGAUGCAGCUGUGACUAAAGUUGACCUGAGACGCAACUUAAAAAGCAACUUUUCUUCUUUCUUUCCCGUGUGAAUAUGUACGUAUGUAAAUGAAGAGAUGCCUUUAGACUCUGAUCACUGCACGAGGAGGACGAAGGACGUUUGACCUCAUCAGGGACGAGUCUCACUCACGUCUCCUCCUGGACUUCAGUUUCACUAAUAUCAAGUGAAUUUAGUCACAUUUUGAUCAUAAAAACAUUCAUGAGACAUAAGAUGACAUUUCAAAAUUAAAGUGAUGAUCAGAUCAAAGCCAAAAGCCUUUAAUGUGAAGUCAAAAGCUGUUUUUCUGAUUGGAGUCUGGACAUGAUGGACGCGUGAAACUCGUCCCUGAGACUCGAACCUUCCACUGUUUCCUUCCAUCGUCCGCUCUGAACGGCUCUAACUCUGAUCCCUUUGAUCCUGAAUGAAAGUCAUUUGUAAAGCUUUGUUUGUUUGUUAUUCAUUUCAAAUGUUAAACACUAAAUCCAUUAAAACAAACUUUGAUUUUC
This is a messenger RNA of Platichthys flesus (European flounder), 5916 nucleotides long. Its product is annotated as phosphatidylinositol 4-kinase beta-like. Gene Ontology annotation, molecular function: 1-phosphatidylinositol 4-kinase activity. Bases 212 to 3130 code for a protein of 972 amino acids. Gene Ontology annotation, cellular component: membrane; cytoplasm. The transcript has 14 exons. The record is from RefSeq and is a predicted model, not a curated record. Gene Ontology annotation, biological process: phosphatidylinositol phosphate biosynthetic process; phosphatidylinositol-mediated signaling. Lineage: Eukaryota; Metazoa; Chordata; Actinopteri; Pleuronectiformes; Pleuronectidae.